AUGGCGUCCGCUUUGGUGGAAAGCCCAUCUGAACUAAAUCAACUUUUUAGGGACAUAUCCUCGAAGUUUUCUCCAGCUGAAUCAGAGGAUGUUGUGAAGUCUUCAAAACGAAUUUAUGGAGAGCAAUUUAAAUCGCUGGGAAAUCAAGAUUUGUUGUCAUGUUUGGAUCGUUUGUGUAAGUUCGGUUAUGUCUCGAGUAAAAAACUGACUCUAAUCAAGGAGUUCAUUGCUACAAGAUCAAACAAUGAGCAUGACAUUAACAAAAGAGUUGAAGACUUUGAGACCUCCCACCCAUCACAGCCUGAGCCGCAAAAGGAAUUACACGGAAGAAUUGAGGAGUUCAAGGAGAUUACGGAAAAACUUAAAAUGAAGCCUUUUGUUGUUAAUUUGUAUGGAUCCGCUGGAGUGGGAAAGACAACUCUUGCUAGGAACAUUUGUGAUAAAUGGGGUGGUGAGAAAUAUGUCUUUGAUUUAAGAGAAGCUAAAGAUAUGACGGCAGUUUAUCUGAACAUUAUGGGUAAACUUGACCUAAGCAUCCCCGUCAAUCGUUUAGAUAUGGGUACUGUUGUUGGAAGAAUUCAUGACCUGUUGAAAGUGACAAGCAAAGGUCCUCCUAUUCUUUUACUUCUUGACAAUGUGGAUCAGUUCACUGAAGGAAAGGGAAAGGAGGGAAAGAACUUAAGAACACAGUUUUUAUACUUUCUGCGAAAGCUGUCAGAGUUUGAUGGUGAGAAAGGUUCAUUACACGUGCUUCUGACUUCAAGGACUCAGCUGAAUAAUUCAGAGAAGGUGUCUGAUUUUAAGUUGCAACCUCUUACAAAUAAUUUUUCAGAGAAAAUCUUGCUACCUACAGAAACAUUUCAUGUUGAGGCACAGCAGAAGAAGAAGCUUCUUGACAUCUGCAAAGGAGUUCCAUUGCUAUUGAAAGGAACAGCUGCAAUUUUGAAACAAAGGAGAAAAUCUCCCAGUGAUCUUAUUGAUGAGAUAGAAAUGAACUCUAAAGAGGAAGCUGGAGUUCCUUUGAAAUUAAAAUAUGAAGAGGAUAGAGAAGAAAGACCUUUUAAUUCAGAAGAAGAAGGCGUUGAUGAUGAGCAAAUAUCAGUGAUCAGAGAAAUGUUCUAUACUUUACCAUCUGACACUUUGAGGGUUUCUGCUGUAUCAGUAUCCUUGUUUCAUGGGCCCUUCACUGCUUCCACUGCUGCUAAAAUUCUUGGUGUUAGCAUGUCAGAAGCAGUGGCACAGCUUGAAGGACUAGUAACCAAUGAAAUUAUUCAUGUAGUUGACGAAGAUGCCAAGCAGUUGAUGUAUGACAUUCAUCCACUUUUAAGAAAGUAUGCUAAAAGCAUUAAAAAUGAUGCCAUGUUCUAUGAAUCUUACACUGAAGCGAAGGGCCGAUUUUAUGAGCACUUUAUGUCAAAGAUGAAACGAAUUGCUGGAUUUAUAGAGUCUAGCUACAUCAGAGCAUUCAAUGAGUUUAAAAGAGAUCGUCCAAACUUUGAGUUUGCAAUUGACAUCUCUUUGUCACCAGAGUACUUCAGUGUUCCAGGUGGAUACCAUGAAAGUGCAUUGAUUGUUUCCCUUUUUAAUGCCAUGUUGUCCGGAAAGAAGCAGACUGAGCUGUUCCAUAGAAUGGCAGAAAUGUGCAAAGAUGAUGGAAACUUAGGUAUGUUUUUCUUUUCAUUAUUUUAUUACAAAGAAAUGACGAAAAUCCCUGCAUAACUUUUUAACUAGUUGUCUCAAAUUAUUUUCUAGCAUUUUAUUUUCAUCCUAAAUACUGCAGUGAAAAAUUUCAGAAUUCCGUCAUCAAAGCAAAUGCUCUCUUGUCAGUGAAUUUCUCACAGUAGUUUCACAGGUUACCUUGACAAUAUUACAACCCAUUUAUUUAAACAAAAUGGCCCUUUCCAUUCCAUGUAACUGGCAUUUGGAACUUACCAAGACCAACCAACACCAGUACCACUGGCCUUACCACUACUUCUACCAAUACCACUUCCGCCACCUUUACCAGCAGCAUUACCACUACCACUACCCAGUGUUGUCCCUAAAUUUUACCUCAGCAGGUAAGGGCCCAGUUUUGGCCAGUAAGGCAAAAAAUGUGCACCAGAGGCACACUUUCUUGGGGAGGGAAGGGGGGAAGGGGGGGUAGUCGAGUGAGGGACAUGGCCUCACUCUCACUGGGAAAUUUUGGAACUAAGUUUCCUCAAACAUCGUUCCCUCAUAUUAAGACCUAUUUUAUGCAAAUCUGCGGUUGUUAUCUUAAGAGGACAAAAAACGAUUGAUUCCAAUAAUUUUACUGUGUCUUCAACGUCCUCUUUGCAAAAUGCGUGGCCCAUAAAACAAAAAGCUGUGUAUACAUUAGUACUUUCCCAUAUACAGCUAUUUCGAGAAAGGUUGUCAGACAAAAUGUGCACACGACAAUCCCGAAGGUAUUAUGGGGUAUGAUCAAUAGACUGUUCCUGACACUAUAGCUGUCAAACCUACUCUUGUUGCUUUUCUAUAGCACUCGAAACAUACAUUCAUGGCCUUUUGUGCCAUUCUUCUAGAUUUCUUUAAAGAACAGUGAACUUAAAUCCACCCACAAUACCUUUCAGGAUUGUUGCGUGCACUUUUUCCAACAAGGUUUUUCAAAAAAGCUGUAUAUUUAUUCAUUGUCCUUGUGAGAAUUGGAUCAGAUCUCAACUUCCCUUCUUAUAAUCUACUUUUUUAAAUUUUAGUGAACCUUCAAGUUGUUGUAGUCGGUAAGAAGUGCUGCCUCAGGUGGUAAAUUUUACCAGUUACUGCCUGUUAAAGAGAACACUGACUACCACUACCACUACCACAACCACUACCACUACUACCACCUUCAUUACCACUACCACUACCACCACCACUACCAGUACCAUCAUUACCUGCACCUUCACUACCACUGCCACUACCACUACCACUACCACCACCAAUACCACUUGGUUUGUAAUUAAUUUUAGAAAUGAGCAUUAUUUUUAUGUAAUACUAUAAAAUGUUAUGGUGGUACAAAUAAAGCAUUCUACUACAACUACUAGCAUCUCCACUUCCACCACCACUACUAGUACCGCUACAACCACCACCACUACGACCAAUACCACAACCACCACCACUACUACCACCACCACUACUACUUCCUCUACUACUAUUACUACAACUAUUGCCACCACAACCACCAUUACCAGUACUAUUACCAAUGCUACUACCAGUACCAUAACCACAGCCACUAUUACUGCCACUGCCAAUAUUGCACCAGAGUACCCCAGUCAUCACCACUACUGCUUUUGCCACCACUAUGUAACACAGCGUUAUGUUACUAACACUGCCAUUUUCUCUAGCGCUCUGACAGUUGAGGUAUAUUUACAAAGAGAAUCAAAUAGACUCAACGUGCCAAAGUUUACGAUUGUUGCAAAUGUAAUGUGCGCCUUUUGCAGGUUCUUUAUUUCGCUCUCAGUUACGAUGUUGGGAAGCCAGGCUGGUCUCAGAAUCUCAGGGUGCUCAGAAAGCUUUUGAAGUGUUGGAAAAGGCAUCCACGUCAUUAAAACAAGUUGAUGACAAAUCUACCGAAUCUUUCAAGCUGACCCAAGGGCUCUACUUGUAUAGUCAGGGAGAAAUCUACUACCAAAACAGAGACUACCAGAAAGCGAUUAAAUGUUUAGAGUCCUCUGUAGACCUCAUGGAGGGUCCGUUAAAACUUGACACCAAUCUUGCCAGGUGUUAUAACGCUCUAGGCAAUUGUUAUUACGGACUUGGCAGACCGCAGAAAGCUCUUGAGUUCUACAACAAGGCACUUAAAAUGCGAGAAGAAUUAUCCGGCUCUGAUUAUCACUACGACAUGCCCGUUUACAAGAAUCAGAUUGGCACAGUUCAUGAGGACAAAGGAGAGUAUGAAGAGGCAGUGAAAUGCUACAAAGAUGCUCUUGAACUUUUAGAAGAGCUCAAAUGUUUGGGAUAUGAAGAUGAAGCACUGUUUCGUAGAAAUCUCGCCAAUGUUUACGUUCGCCAAGAAAAGUACAAAGAAGCCGAAGAGGAGGCAGAGAAGGCGUUUAAAAUCAGACAUAAAAUUCUUGGAAAUCACCCGGAUACUGUGCGAAGCAUUUUUCAACUGGGAGUUAUUCAAGCAAAGUUAGAGACUUAUGACAAAGCCUUGGACUUUUUCUUGAAAGCUUGGAAAAUGGAGAAAUUAUUGGGUGCUGGGAACCAAAGUGCGGUUUGGAGAAAAAUUAUCAAAGGCGUCUUUGAUAUGCAUAAAUUCCUAAAGAAGAAAGGUGCCGAAAAAGAAAAAGAAGAGUUUAGGCAAGACGCUUUGGCGUUCUGUGAGCGUUUCUGGAAAGAAGAGAAAGCUUCUCCACAGUUUAACUUUACUCCUUACAAUAAGGAGAUUAUUGAUGUCAUACUAUAUCUACUGGAGAAAAGAACCAGUAUGUUUGGAUUGACAGAUAACAAAGAAAAAGCUCUCAUAGACAAGUACGAAAGAGAAGCUCUUUUGUUCUAUGAUGGAAUGCAAGGAAUUACCGAGGAAAGCUUUAACAAUGAAUUUGACGGGGCCACAGACAAUAAACUGCUUAAUGAACUGCUGAGAGAGCGAACUGCCUUCUUGGACAAGUUAAUUGAAUUCUGUAGUCGGCACGAUAAGCAUGAAAAACUUCGUAAGCACAAACAGGGGAAGAUGGCGCUGUUUAAGAAAGUCCUUGUCAGGUCUGACUUUGUUGGCGAGAAGACACAGGAGAAAUCAACGCUGAGGAAAGUCGUAGAAGAUUUGUAUGAAGACUUCGGAGAGAAAGGAAGUAUUAAAGGUUUUCGAGAAAACCUCUUCACAACCUGGCAAAGGCAGUGGGAAGAAGGAAAAGGCAAAGAGGAGUCAAGAGAAAAGUUGUUGGCCAGAUGGAGAAUAAUCAAUGGCAUACUUAAGCUCUGCCAAGAACUUGAAAUGAAAGAUCUUCGUAAGAGAUACGGAAAAGAAGCUUUGAGCUUUGGUGCUAGAUUGUUAGAAAGUCCGCGCAGUGAAAUGAAGAAUGUUGAGAUUAAGGGAUUGCUGAGUGAGUUGAAAAAGGUGGCCUGGUCGAUUGGAGAUCGUAACAGAAAGAAUGCAUACCGCGAUGCCUUACAGGUAAAUAUGUUUAGUAAUGCAGCAAGUAUUAGUGUUUCCUAGAUGAACUUGCACCUUUAACCGAUCCAGUGUUUUGAUUUGCGGAUGUACAAGGUUUUACUUCAUUUUUUGUUUAGAAUAAAUCAUAUAUGUUUUGUUCGUGGCCGUAGGUCUUGGAGGCCGUCGAGAUGAACAUACCUCCAGACCUACUGUAACACUAUCAUGGUUCUGGUAGGAUAGUGAAAGGCAAAAUUGGAAAGUUUCUGAAAAAAUUGCAUUAUGACACUUUUGGCAAAAAGGAGGUCAGAAACGUUAAACUUAGAAAGUGGUGAAAGCAACAACAAAAGUUUAGCGCCCGUUUGCUGCUUGAAAUAAGUCUGUUACAUUGUUUUAAGGCCGUGUGCGUCAAUGCUUCAUAACUCGACAUUUAUCUGUUUUGCUUGACGUACUUUUGUUAGGCUUUGAAGAAGGAAAAGGAAGCAGGUCCGGGGCUAAUUCAAAAAGGUAGCGUAUGUCAUAUUUUUCCUUUUUUGAAAAACCAAAUGCGAGAAACGUGGGCAAAAAUGGUCUGUAUGAGAGAAGUUGUUUUGCUUACUUUACCUGUAGCUGUUGUUCUUUUUUGACGUUCGCCAAACAGUUGUCGUCGUGUUACUUUUUUAUUAAGCGCAAACACUGCUUUUCGUUUUGAUAUUCGUAGACGGUUUUUGUUUAAAGGAAGCUAGGUACUUGAUGUCACUCCCAUAAUUUUAAAUAUUAUAUUUGCAAUAGUUAAGGCCUUGUUUUAUCCUAGUCAUUCAAGCGUUGACCCCGCAAGUCCUUGGAGCAGAGAAAAAACCUUCACCCGAACAAACCCCUAAGAGUGGUAGUGAAGAGGAAGAGGAAUUUGAAGCUGAUGAAGACGUUGAAGCGAUAUCUUCAGGAGCCACUCAGGUAGAAGAAUCUGAGGCAGUGGCCACAGAAGUGCCAGGGGAAGUUUUGGAGGUAGUGUCUGAAGAAGAGGUUGAAGUUGGGUCUGAGGACGACACUGAAGUAGAAGGUGGUUAUGUGGCUGUAUUCGAGUAAGUAUCAUUUUUGCACUCAACAAUUUAUUCGUCGAGUCGACAAUAAUUAUUUAAACUUAUUUUCCCACUCGUAUCAAGUCGAUAGAAUUGAACAUGAUUACUAACCGCUCGGUCACACUGCCUCCCUUAAAAAUGUUGUCGUUAUGAGAAAAAAAGGUAAAGAAAGAAAGAAAGAAAAGAGGACGCACACUCACCAGCCGCUAGCAGGUGCAGUUGAACCUUCCACAACGACCACCUUGGGGACAGAAGAACGUUUUAGUUGUGGAGAGGUGGCCGUUAUGGGGUGAAAAAUUUAUUUUAGAGAGUACUGUACUAAGUUCAUGCUUACUUUAUCCCAUAAUGGUAAUCCAAUCAUAUAUAAUAUACAGAAGUAAAAUACACAAAAAACUUCAAUAAUGUUUUGAAUCAAAAUUUUAACGCGACAAUCAAUCGACGAGGUUCCCAACAUUUGGUAUAAGUAUCGUAGACAAUUAAUAUUUAUGCUUACUGCAGCAGUAAAAAUGGAACACAAUCAAAAUACAAUCGCCGCGAUUAAUCAUGCAACGCGCCAUAGGGAUCAAAUUUCAUAAUCAUUCUGGACUUUUUUAUCAGUCGCUGAAAAAAACUGGCCUUUGUCGAGAGAUUAUCUUGGCAGUUGGGGACAGGCUUUAGUGGCCAUUGCCGUUAUAGAGAGGUUUAAACAAGGUAUGUACUGUAGAUACUGUCCACCGGAACAAAAAAGUGACCGUUAGUGGAUGUUAGACUGUGUCAUGAAGUCUCUAAACGUCGCAAUCUAGCCUAUAACGUACAUGGGCCCCGUCACUAUUUAGUGUCCUGUCCAUUCAGUGUUUUUUCCAGUAGACGACGUAUUGAAACCAACCAACUGCUGACACUCUAAUUGAUUACAGAGGAACAGUAACAAGUGAAGGUACCAACUGGGCCGUUAAACAAGGGGGUGUUCUCGUGGUGUUCCCUCGUGAUGCUGUGUCUGAGCCUACGCCAUUAGUGGUCCACAGGUGGAAGUACAGUGCCUGUUCACCCCCUUUGCAGGAGCAUGAGGCCAUUACUAGCAACGUUAUUGGACUAUCUUCUAUCAGUGGCCAAGGUCAGAAAUUUAACACCAAGGUAAAGUUGUCGCUAUCUCACAGUGCGCCUGACCUACCUGGCUAUGAGCUGGUGAUAAAAAGGCUGAUUGACAAGGAGAAUAAUGAAUGGGAAGAUCUGGAUGAAACCAGGAACGUGCGGUGUCGACAAGGUAUAAAAAUCUUUACUAAAGACUGAAUCAUACAAUUCUAGAGCUCUGAUUGGCUUAGCCAUCAUGGUAUACGAGCCACUAUACCAUGCUCUCCAAAUAUGGUAAGUGUACGCGAUUGCUAAAAAUUAAGAACAAGCUGAACAUCGGUUGUUUUUAUAAAUAAAGUCGGAAAGAAUUCUCGAUAUUUUGUGGGCGUUUUUGAUAAAACAAUUAUUCCACUCGCGCUUAUUGGAUAUGAGAUGAUUGUAGCGAACUCCUCGUUGGCUAUGUACCAUUUCAUAUCCAACGCAUACUCGUGGAAUAAUUGUUGAAUUUCAUAAACGCAUAUAAAAGUUUCCUGAGCUUCAAUGGGAAGAGGGAGGGGGAAAAACCAAAGUUAAAUUUUCAUGAACAUCUGAUUGUCAUUACAGAGGUCGAAGACGAUUACCCUUCAGACAUGGAAAUACCGGACUUUUUCUUUCCUGUUGCUCACGCUGACAUCACUGAGUGCUCAACAUACGCAGUUGUUUGUCGUCUGAAGGCUUCUCCAACUUACACCAUCACAUCCAAAGGCGGCUCAUUCAGCCAUCCUGACUAUCCAGGCGUGACAGUUACAAUCCCUGAGAAUGCUGUUGCUCCUAACGCAGAGUUGCCUUUGGAGUUAAAGGUACGUUUGAUUUAGUCUUUUUACUUUCUCAAGUUGCAAAGCUGUAAUGAAGAAGUAAUGUAGGGACCAAAUCAGCGACGAGGCUUAUGAAAGUUAACUGAUUUCUGAAGGAGGACAACCUAAGGUGUGGUAUUGCUGGGCCAAGUGACUGACCAAAUUAUGCCCAAGUGGAUGAGAUCUUUACCACGUGAGUUGGUUUUUCGUGUUAGGGCCACGUCACUUUCGGACUUUGAAAGAAUAUAUUUGAAUUGACUGCUGGCAGAUAGUAAGGACCUUACGAAAAUACAACGGCGACGGCAACGGAUAAGGCAGUAAGUUUAAUCAGCAACACAACAUCUCUGCACGUUCAUCACGCUUUUUUGUACAUUUCUUUUCCGUCCUUGCACAACUACAACGUGAAAUGACCAAAUUUUGAGUUGACUACUAUCUCUCCGGCUGAACUCGCACGCGGUCCCCUCUCUUCAGUUCCAAACUAACUUCCCUACUUUCAAGUAACUGGGUGACUUUGUAUAAGGGCAAGAAAGUUUCAAAGGACGCGAAGUCUAUUUUUCAGCGACGUUUUCAUUGGCGUCGCUGUUGUCAAAUGGUGAGGUCCCUAGUGAUUAUUAGGCAACGGGGAAAAAAAUCGCUUAAAAAGUGACUUCGCGAUCUAUGAACUCUCCUGGAGUUGAAUUCUUAAGAAAAAUAUCCAAGUUUAAAAAAUGUAAGAGAGAUUCGUCGCCGUAUGUUCACGUGGUCGAAAAAACAUGAAAUUAGGCAAUUCCCGCCGUAGUCCUGCAGCGACGGCAAAGAAUCCUACAAAAAAGCAUGAUGCACGUGCAAAGUUGUUGUUUUGCCAAUGUAAACCUAAUGCUUUUUUGCCGUUCUCGUUAACGUCGCUGUCGUCGUUUCUUAAGCUCCAAAUUGUUUCUAACGGAACAGGUACAAGAAGUUCCAAAUGAAGAAUUUGAAGGAGGACAAUUGGUUCCUGGGCCUGUUCUGCGCAUCAGCUGUUCUGAAGCUCUUCAGUUCAUAAAACCUGUCAUCAUUCAAUUACCAAUUUCUCUUCGUGAGCAACAAGUCUUGACUCAAGUUCCCACAACGUGUCGCGUCAGAGUAUUGUUUCUGAAGUCUGAUGAUGGACCAAAAAAAUGGAUCGAAAUCACUGAUGAUCUUGUGAAACCCGCAAGUUUUGAUGGGAAGUUUGUAAAUAUCUACGUGGAACGAUUUUCUGGGUAAGACAAGAUGGAAGGGAGGUAAAUCGUUGGAAGACCUCAGAUAACAAUGACCUCAACCAGGCUGGCGUCCAGCGGUUUUAGUGAAAACAAGGGUUUGGGCGGGGAGCUCAGUCUCGUGGGCUCAUAAAACCUGGUCUUGGUCAUUCUUAUUUAAGGAUUUUCUAAAUAGCUGGUCGCACUACCUGAAGUAACUGUCAGCUCUCUACUCAUCUCUGUUAUUAAAUUAAGAAAGUUUCACUUUGCUAGAAGCGAAAAGGUAUUAGAAAUAAAUUGUUGUGGGUCAUGUGAUCAACCUUGGUGGUUUUUAUUCGUGUUAAAGUAUGUGUGGUGGAACUGGCCUGUGAUAAUGUUUUUACUUACUGUCACCAUUUCUGUGGUGGCUACUACAACACGCUAGCUCUUCUUUCUAUUAGCUCCAAGUCUUUCUAUUAUGAUCAGGAACGGUAUGCUGCAUAACAGGCAUUAUCAAGCGAGUUCGACGAGAAAAUUAGACCGAGAGCGAUAAAGAGGGACUCUGUCCCUUGCCCAUUGUUUUUUUUUGCUCUCCCUCCAACUUUUGCGCAAUAACUCGAGUGGAAAUGUUUGCUACGAAGGCUAUUAAAUUUUGUUCCAUUGUUAUGGUGAUUUGGGCGCAUUUUUCUCCUCUGGCAUUUGAAGAAUCCUUAUCAACCAGUUUCACUCCAAUACCUUUUUUUCUCUUUAUUUUAGGUAUUUUCCUCUUCUUGAUUUGGCUUUCUGCAGUGCUGUUGAAGUAGGAGUUAAAAGUUUCCUUACACACCUUAUAAAGAGUCCGCCCAGACCAGCAGACUUCGUCGCUUACUUUUGUCAGGAUAUUCCAAACAUUUUGUAUCUUAUUUGCUGCCCUUCUCACCUGACAGGACAGGUGAUAGGCGAUCUUAAAGAAAAUAACAUAACGCCUUUUUCCGGAAGUUCGGACAUAGACAUGAUUCCCGGGUAUCACAGAGCAUUUGUACAUUUAUCAGAGGGAAUAUGCCCAUCUAAUGAGGAAGACUUGAAGAAUCUUUAUCUCAUGUAAGUAUACAUGUAUAUAAAAACCAUAUUGCGUACAACUUAAGAAUGAGGAGAAAGCCCUUGGUCAAACUAUCGACCAGCGUUGGAUAUCACCAUUCAGAAUCGGUCAACCGUUUGUACCUCAUGUCGGAUGAUGUCCAAAAUUGUUCCCCCUCUCUGCAUCAGUGCUCUGUUUUACGAAAAUUUGAAACUGCUUAAAGCUACACGGAAAAAAGAAGUCGAAAGAACGAUUUGAGGUCACACCUGCGAAUGGAACUCGAAACCUCCUACACAGAAGGCGCGCCCUAACAAACUGUGCUAAUCCUUUUUCUCCUCUGUAUUUUUAAAUGUUGUGAGCCUUAAGGCUUCUCUUGUGUAUAGGGUUACUUAGCGUAAUCCUCUAUUAAGUCUCCCGGAGGGCUUAUUUUUUUCAAGCACUUUUGAGGGCGGGGGGGGGGGGGGGGUUGUGGUCGGUGGUGUAUUUGUGGUGUGUGAUGGGGUGGGCGGGAGGGGCGUGGGGUGUGGUGGGGGUGGUAGGUGUUGGGGGUGGGGGCGGGGGUGGGGGGGGGGGGUGGGUGGUUGUAAGGGGGGGGGGGGGUUUAAAAGGGAGGGGAAAGAGGGGGGGGCUUAUUUAAUUUAGCGAAAUGCAUCAACGGGAGCAAGGUUUCUCGAGGACGGAAUCGUGGUUAUCAGACACUAUACUGCUUUUUCUAACAAUAAGAAAAUGGUAACAAUUCUCCACAGAGAACUAGAGCAUAAAGUUGAAAACGUUCAGCACAUGAAGUUGGAGGUCAUGCGGCCGAAGACCCUGAAAAACAAUAUGAAUUUCCAGCCUGAAUAAACCAUAACCGAUCAGUCCAUGUUGAUUGUUGGUGAAGAAUAAGGAUGGAGGGGAGGGGGAGAGGGGUUAUUAGAGACGGGGGGCUUAUUUGAGAGGGGGGACUUAAUAGGUGAUUUACUGUAAGUUCAGAUUUUUUCGAUAAUUGUACUUCACAGUUCGAGGUUGUCCAAGGUUUAUAGAAAGAUUUAAAAUCGCGUUUCAACUACAGCAAACGUCAACUUGCAUUGCGUGAUGAAGUUUUCCUUUUAUUUGUCGUUUUCUGUUCAUUAUAUCUUCAGUCGUUUCGUGGCAGUUUUAUCCAUAAGAAUUAUUUUGGCAGUUUUCAUCUGCUUAUUUCCUCAUCUGAGAAAUUGCCUCUUGAAUCUAAUUUUUGCCUUGAUUCUAAAUCUCUCUAAUAUGGUGGUUGUAGGUAAAAUCGAUCUCAAGUUAAACCAUUAUUCAACCUAAUUUGAUUCAGAAUUCCUUUGUUUCUUAGCCCUGAUUAUUCAUAGGAGACAAAGGAAAUUCUGGUUUUACCUGAGAACAGAUUUUGGAUCAAUGGAGGUUUCCUGUGGGUAACUGUCCACCUACCCCUCCCCUGAGUCAAUAUUAACAUUUACUUCUCACUUAGGGCAAAAUUGUGACGUAGGGGAGGAGUAGGUAGAUUUUACCUACAACUGGUAUGCUGCAGUGCCUUAAAGGCAACACUCACUUUGCUCUGCGACGGAGCACUGGCACUACACACAAAUUGUCAGCAUUGCAAGUUCUGUGCGAUGUAAGGAAAUCAGGUUUUGCACGUUCUCAACCUGAGCGCUGACGCCUGUCUGAAAGAGGAGACGUCCGCACCCCGGCUAGCAGGACAUGCACAAAGCCGUCAUUCCGCAGACUAUGUUAAUUAAGGGAAACACUUAAAAGUCGCACAUUUAUACAUUACUUCAGUAAUCAAAAACCGUUCUCUGCAUGUCUCGUUUGAUGCCAAAAUAGUAAGUCUGAAAUUGACGUCUAAAAUUCGUCCUAUCCGCUGAACUGUACCGCCAACCUUUUAAACGAAAGGUUUAUUACAACACACAGUUGACAAGGAAGAGUCUGUAUUAGCGAGAUUGACCUUCUGUGAGAAUCUGUUGAUUGGGCAAGAAAUAAGUGUCCGUUGUCCGCAUUUACGGUUGUCCGUAUUAAGCGGGUUGAGUUUAGAGAAAAUGUAAGAGCUUUUCCCCAGGGGCAAAGAAAAAUGUACGUAAUAAUGAAGUGUUUGUAUUAAGCGGGGUCGAUUAUAAAAGAAAACAUGGAGAAGUAUUUAUGAGGCUUUUUUUUCCCGUUUAAUUCACUCAGGUUAAGAAUUUUUGGGCUCUGUAAUACUACUUGAUGGGUAUAUUCUUUUCACUAAUUUGCAGGUUAAGAGAGGAACAACCGUUUAAGAAAGACUUGCGAGUUCUUCUGUUUAAUAACAAAGACCUUGCUCAAGUAGAAUUUUGUAGGACUUCGGAACAAAGAGGGAGGACUACGUUGUGUAAAUUGCACUUAAAAAUUCCCACUCAAAGCACUGGUCAUACGGUAAGUUUUUGUGUCAGUCAUUUGGGGCUUAGGAAUUUAAACAGAUUCGGGCUCCUGUAAAUUGUAAAAUAUAAUUUGAUCUUAUAGAAUUUUAUUUCAAACAGCAGCCACGAAAAAUAAGAACUUCGUUAAAAUCUUUCCUGCAAAAAGGCUGUGAAUAUCGUAAUGGACUUCAAUAUUAUCCAAAAUUUCAGGAUUGGUUGUUUCGAAACUAUCAGUUUAUACCGUAAACCACGCGAAAAUUGCCACUGUACAUGUGAAGUAUAAAACCCACCACCACGUUGCGUACAGUAUAAAGGCACCCGGCCAUUGCCUUGAUGUUGUGGGCGUCGUACACAAAAAACUACUCUUGUUGGCGCUAUAAUUCUAUUUCAAAACUAAGCGAGAUGUAUACACUUAUAAUAAGGCUCCCUUGAAUUGACCAUGUAUAAAGAAAUCAACGGUGGGAAAAGUUUUUAAUUUGGGCAGAGUUCGGAAAGUAGAAACGAAAGAAAGUGGGAAAGAAAUUAGCUUAUCUGGGUAGCUGUUCUCUCUUUCUUCCCAUUUUCCUUGUUUGCCUUUUAAAAUCUCAUAUUCCUGGUCCUACUUCCUUAUACUAUAAAGCAUAAAGAUUAAACGCAACGAAUUUUGGGAGUUCUUUUACUUAAUAUAUUAGCUUGUUGUCUUGCAGCGGCUGCAUGCCACGCCGCUUUUAUGGGGAUAAGGUUCCAAUAAGCAGUGCAAAACCAUUAACUAAAAUUAUGUUUUGUACAGGCAAACUACGCUCAUAUGAUGUUAAUCGUUCCUACUCUUUUAGUGUAUGUUUAAAUGCAGUACUUCUUUUCUCUUUCUGUAGGUCAAGGCAAUUGACAGAGCGUCAAUUUCUUUUGAUAAAAGGCGUUUAAGAGUCACUCUUUUGGGAGACGAGUGGGGAUCCUCAAAGGGCGGUUUAUCUACGCUGAACAGAGAACUAGCAAAGCACCUGGCACGUCAGCCUGAUGUAGAGGUAACCGUUCUACUGCUACUUUACGAUGAAAAAGAGAAGCGGGAAGCUCAUGAAUUUAAUGUGCAUCUUGCCACACCAGACGUGCAGGCCACGUCUGAUCGCAUCAUGAAAUUGUGUUUUCCUUCUGAUGAUCUCAAUAUUGACGUCGUUAUAGGCCAUGGUCAGAAGCUCGGAGUACCAGCUCAGGUCAUAGCAGAACAGCGCAAAUGCAAACGAGUUCAUAUAGUACACACUGCCAGUGAAGAGCUUGCAAUGUUUAAGGAAGGCGAAACAGCGAUUCCUGAAGGCGAGGAAAAACAACGAACUGAAAUAGAUUUGUGUAAGGAAGCUGAUUUGGUCGUGGCCGUUGGACCAAAGCUAAAGGAAGCUGUCUCAGCCAAACUUCGGUUGUACGGUAGAGAUGAAGAUGUGAUAAAUAUCACACCUGGAAUUUUUUCGGAGUUCGCAGAGUCGGAGCAAGCCAGUCAGGAGAGAGAAGAGUUCCGCAUCUUAGUGUUUGGUCGGGGUGACUCGAAAGAUUUUAAACUAAAGGGAUACGAUAUAGCUGCUAAAGCUAUAGCAGGGUUAAAGAACAAAACCUACCGUCUAAUAUUUGUCGGGGCACCAAAUGGGAAAGAAAAAGAAGUAACAGACGAAUUUUUGAAAUGUGGCAUUCCUUCCUCUCAGCUAAUUGUGCAGGGCUUUGUUAAGAAUCGCGACACACUUAAGCCUUUCUUUUUCGAGGCGGAUCUCGCUGUUAUGCCGUCUCGAACGGAAGGCUUCGGCCUCACUGCUCUUGAAGCACUUUCCGCUGGACUUCCGAUUUUGGUGAGCGAAAAUUCGGGAAUCGGAAAAGCUAUUAAAACUAUUCCUUUUGGAAGGGCAUUUUUGGUUGAUUCUGACAAUGCCGAAGAAUGGGGCAAAGCUAUUAGUCGUGUGAGGGAAACGCCAAGGGAAAUCCGGCUAAAAGAAGCUUGCUCUCUCCGAGAGGCCUACGACAAAAAGUACAAGUGGGAGACAGAAUGUGAGAAGCUGGUAAAAAAAAUGCGAGCUUCUUUUUUAAUUCACUCUGGGUCUAAAAACUUUAGUGGUGUGUUUCGUCGUUUCUUAUCCGUUUAA
Molecule: messenger RNA, 14709 nt
Organism: Porites evermanni
Lineage: Eukaryota; Metazoa; Cnidaria; Anthozoa; Scleractinia; Poritidae
Source: the annotation of a GenBank genome assembly